Messenger RNA from Monopterus albus (swamp eel), 1011 nucleotides. RefSeq names its product transmembrane protein 65-like. The transcript is spliced from 9 exons. NCBI's taxonomy places the organism in Eukaryota, Metazoa, Chordata, Actinopteri, Synbranchiformes, Synbranchidae. Gene Ontology annotation, biological process: cardiac ventricle development; regulation of cardiac conduction. The coding region runs from base 289 to 1011 and encodes 240 amino acids. The record is from RefSeq and is a predicted model, not a curated record. Gene Ontology annotation, cellular component: mitochondrion.
AUUUUCAGGGCUGCUGGCCGCAGACGUGCCCUCCCAUCCGCCUCGCACCAUCCUGUCAAAGAGGUUACAGCACCCGGGAUGACGCUCGCAAAAAAUGUGAUUUUGUACAAAUACUACAGCGAGUUAUGUGUUUGAGGGUUUUGCUCGGCUAUCGACAAAAUCUCGCAGCAGAAUAAGAAACGUAUGCGCCGGAGCAGCUUCGGUAUUUUCAGGGUUUCUCGAGGAGGUUGCUGGACGGGACAGCGGAGCAUCGACUGAGGUUCCCAUUGUUCAAACCACUUCCCUGAGAUGCUGCCCUGCCUGCAGAGAGUCCUGCGGCCCGCCCUCUCUCUGAGAACCGGGACUGGACUGGUCAGAUCCGGACUCAGCAACCACCAAACGCCCGUAUCAUCUCGGUUCGCCUCAGAACCCCCUCUUGCCAUGCUGGUGCAGCGGUGUGAACUGGGCACACACCCGCUGAAGGAGCCCAUGGAGCCCCUCAACUCUCCCCGGGGAGCCAAGGAGUUCAUUUACAGCCUUCACCCAUCUGAGCGCACCUGUCUGCUGCGAGAACUGCACAGGUUCGAGUCCAUAGCCAUAGCGCAAGGGCAGAUGGAAAUUGCACCACCUACUGCAGCACAGUUAAGAUAUGUUCUGCUGCACAAUGCAAUUCCUUUCGUUGGAUUUGGAUUCCUGGACAACUGCAUCAUGAUUGUUGCUGGCACACACAUCGAGUUAUCCAUCGGCGUGAUCCUCGGCAUUUCAACUAUGGCAGCUGCUGCACUUGGCAACCUGGUGUCUGAUCUGGCAGGACUUGGGCUGGCAGGGUAUGUGGAGGCCUUGGCAUCUCGGCUGGGGAUGCAGAUUCCCGACCUGAGCCCAAAACAGGCUGACAUGUGGCAGACCAGAGUCAGCUCUCACACGGGUAAAGCCAUUGGCGUUGGCAUCGGCUGUAUCCUUGAAGGAGAGAAAUACAGAGAAGCAGAGGAAGGUCGAGACAGAGAGUGGCUGAGGCAGAAAGAUAAGAACUAG